AUGGAAGAGUCAUUGAAAAUGUUGAAUGAUCUUCCGAAAACCGAUGUUACGGCGUUAACUAACCUACUAACACGCAAUACCAUACAGACCGAUAGAACCGCGAACAAAUCAUAUGAGCACAGGUAUCAAGCGGGCUAUCAUGUGGUCCUAGCCUCUGGCCAACCGCGUUGUAGUGGCGGUAGAUCUCCACAAUCCGACUUGCUGGAGAACAUGGCCACCCAGUCUCCAGCCAAUGAGGGGAAUAUGGAUAUUUAUUACCGUGCUGCACGCACGGUCGUGUCGGUUUGUUGUCCCUCAGAGUCUAGAGCUUCCUGGCAUGCACAAAGAGCCCAGCAAAGUAUUAGAUCAAUGGAUGGCACAAUUCCAGAUCCUGGAGUAGUCUUGAACUUUGCUGUUUUGGCGAAGGAAUCAACGCUAGAUCAGUAUUAUUAG
Molecule: messenger RNA, 432 nt
Organism: Paracoccidioides lutzii Pb01
Exons: 1
Coding region: 1-432 (143 amino acids)
Source: RefSeq, a predicted model, not a curated record